Molecule: messenger RNA, 3253 nt
Organism: Anolis sagrei ordinatus
Lineage: Eukaryota; Metazoa; Chordata; Lepidosauria; Squamata; Anolidae
Product: zinc finger and SCAN domain-containing protein 31-like
Biological process (GO): regulation of transcription by RNA polymerase II
Molecular function (GO): DNA-binding transcription factor activity, RNA polymerase II-specific; RNA polymerase II cis-regulatory region sequence-specific DNA binding
Source: RefSeq, a predicted model, not a curated record
AUACAACCUGCCUGGUGGAGCUACUGGAGAGAGGGCAGGAAGGAGUUAACCAGGAAUGAGCUGGAGGAGGAGGAAGUCCUGGGAAAUUUGAGCAGGACCUGGAAGUGGUGCAACUGCAAGGCUCUCUUUCCUGCUUGGCUGGGAGGCUCUGCUUGCCUUUGAGUGGCUGCAAGAGAGAGAGGGAUCAGCCCUGCUUACUGUUCUUGGCGAAAAGGCGAGGCAAGAUGAUGUAGAGUUGGUCACUUGGAACUGAACGGUUCGUAGCCAAAAUUAUCUUGUCUUUCGACAUCAAGGUGAUCGGACUACAAGUGGGGUGCCGAAAUCUCCCUUUCUGAAAAAGAGAAUUCAUAAUGGAGGAGGGUUUGGAAGCUGCAGGGAAGGCUCCGCACGUUGUGAAGGCGAGGUGCUUAAAGGAAUUGCCGGGACGAGCAGCACCGCAAAAUGGCAAGCAUCAGCCCCUCGAUGGGUUUCCGCCAACAUGGCCAGCCCAAUGCCAAGAGUUCCUGAAGGCACAAGAUUGCCAUUGCUCUGGAUCGUCAAAGCCGGGGCCGUGGGACGAUGCCAAGGCUUUCCUGGCCUCCUUCGAGCAAGUGGCCGAAGCCUGCCGGUGGCCAAGGAAAGAGUGGGUGGCCCGGCUUUUGCCCGCGUUGAGCGGAGAAGCUGAAGAGGCCUUCGGUGACCUGGAAAUGGGAGACAAGGAAGACUAUGAGAAAGUGAAGGCUGCCAUCUUGCGCAGGGAAGCCAGCGGGAUGGAGGCGCUGCGCCGGCACUUCCGGCAGUUCCGCUACCAGGAGGUGGAGGACCCGCGGAGCGUUUACGGGCACCUCCGGGAGCUCUGCCACCAGUGGUUGAAGCCGGAGAGGCACUCCAAGGAGCAGAUCCUGGAGCUGCUGAUCCUGGAGCAGUUUCUGGCCAUCUUACCCCAAGGCGUCCGGAGUCGGAUCAAAUCGUGGGGCGCGGAGAGCGGCGCUGAAACGGUGGCAAUGACGGAGUUCCUGGUAGGAGCCCAAGGGGACAAGAAUUGGGAAUGGCAGGUGCCAUUGGAAGAAGUGCCUAUGAACUCAAAAGUAGAGGGGACCCUUCAGAGACAACUCUCCACAGAAGCCAAGGAGAAGGUUGAUGGGGAUCUUCGUCUGAUAGCCAGUGGUUCAGUGCUGCCCCCUGAAGAAGAAAUGGCCCAGGCUGGCCUUUUGAAGGGGACUGUGAAUCUGAAUGAUGUCGCAGUGUCUGUGGACAGCACCGAAUGGUCAGCGUUAAACCCCAGGCAAGGAACGAUGCAUUGGGAAGUCAUGCCGGAGAACAUCAGUUGUUUGGGUGGAUUUGUGAUUCCCAAACCUGAACCCAUGGUCCAAAUGGAGCAAGAAGAAAUGCUUUUCAUCCCAGACACUGAGGCUUUUCCGAGUAACAUGUCAGGUGAUGAGGGACUCUUAAAGGAGAAUUGUCAUGAAGAGAGCACAGAGCCUGAGGAAACGUACAGCAUGUCACUGGAAAUAUCCCAAGGCAAGGCUUCUCUAGUUGCUGAGAUUCACGAACAAGGCUGCGCCCCUGAUGGACAGCGUCAGAAGAAGCCCACGGAGAUGUGGGAGGAAGCCACAGAAAGGGCCGUAAAUCAUUCAGCGCUGAAGGACUCCUCGAGGCAUACCCGAGCGAGCAGGUUUUGGCACUCCAAAGGCGGGAGAUGGUACCGGUGCAAAUCAGGACUGGUUACCAGUCAGGUUCUGCAUUCUGGAAUGACGCCUUACGAUUGCCCUGUGUGUGGGAAACAUUUCCAGAGAAAGAAUGACCUUGCCAGACACCAGAAGAUCCACGUGCAGCUGAAGAUGUAUUCAUGCUUCGAUUGUGGGGAGAGCUUCGAUUGGAGAGAGGAGUUGAUCCGGCACCGGGCCAGCCACACGGGAGAGAAGGUGCACAAAUGCCGCCAGUGUGGAAAAUACUUCAGCCAGAGGGAAAGCCUCAUCCGGCACGAGAAGAUCCACACCGGGAAGAAGCCCUACGAGUGUCCAGAGUGUGGAAAGACCUUCUGUCGGAGGGAUUCCUUGGUCCGGCAUCAGAAGAUCCAUACGGGAGAGAAGCCGUACCCGUGCCGCGAGUGCGGCAAGAGCUUCAAUCAGAAAGAGAUCCUCCUCCGACACCAGAGGACCCACACGGGAGAGAAGCCAUACCAAUGCCACGAGUGCGGGGAGUGCUUCACACAGAAAGCCAUACUGCAAAGACACGAAAACAUCCAUACGGGGCAAAAGAGCGUACCAAUACUCUGAUGCUAGUGAAUGCUUUGCUCCGGUUUUCAAGAUAUGCUGCCCUUGUGUGCAUUGUGUGUGAUAUUUUUACAGGUUUUUUAAAAUUAAGCCUAAAUACAGUCCGCCCUCCACAUUUACAAAAGUGGAACCUGCAGAUGUGAAAGGCUAACUGUAAUUCUGCUACUCUCAAGCAGUCAAGGUGGUGUUUUUAUUUAUUUAUAUCUUGCUUUUCUUCUGAUUUAGAGGCUCAAGGCGGCUAAAUCUUUGUUUCCCCGACCUUUCCGGCUGGUUCUCUUGUUCUCUCCAAGCAAGAUAAAGUCCUCCCAUUUUUGGUGUCCAGACAAAAAAGAAUAUCAUGAUAUAAAGCAGGCAUGGGCAAACUUCGGCCCUCCGGGUGUUUUGGACUUCAAUUCCCACAAUUCCUAACAACCGAUUGGCUGUUAGGAAUUGUGGGAGUUGAAGUUCAAAACACCUGGAGGGCCGAAGUUUGCCCAUGCCUGAUAUAAAGUAUAUACAUUACCUUCAACAUGUUCCCCAAACUUUAUUUUACUAUUUUGACAUUUUGUUUUGCCAUAAUUACGGAAUUGCAUUGUCACAGUGGGUUGCAAUUAGCAGCAGCAGAAAGUUGAAACUGUGUAAUUUUGCAGUGGAGGUGAAUCGAGCAAAGGAGUGCAGAAUACAGAUUGCAGGAAUAUGCUUCACCAAAGUGGCCUGAUAUUGCACCUAAGUUGAGAAAGUGAUGGUUCACAUAUCGGUGUCUUUUCAUUUGCGUGUUGCGAUUGCUGCGAGACAACAGUCUGGUUUGAUAAAUCCCGAUGUUUGUCUCAUACUCUUGUUUUGUAACCAAACAUGUGGGCAUAUGUGGAUAUUAUAAUUAAUGUUUUAUUUUCCCUUGGAAAGUUUAACUGGGCUUUUAAAAACACUUUUCUACAUAGCUUUGCACACACUUUUUGGAGCUGGGAUGAGAUAAGGACUCUGUUCCAUUUCUUAAAAUAAAUCAACUCUUUUGUCGAGCA